AUGGGUAUUAAGAAGCUUGCCAUCUUUCUCCUGGUCCUCUGUCUUUGUCUAGAGGGAGGAUCCGCCAAAGAAAAAGGAACAAAGAAGGGAAAGAAAAAAGGGAAACAGGUUUACUGUCCAUCACAGCUGUCAUCUGAGGAUCUGGCCCGAGUCCCUGCGAAUUCAACCAGUAACAUCUUGAACAGGUUACUGAUCACCUAUGAUCCCAGAAUAAGGCCCAACUUCAAAGGAAUUCCUGUGGAAGACAGAGUGAACAUUUUCAUCAACAGUUUUGGCUCCAUUCAGGAAACGACCAUGGAUUACAGAGUCAACAUCUUCCUCCGGCAGCGCUGGAACGACCCCAGGCUGAAGCUUCCGCAGGACUUCAAGUCUGAUUCUCUCACCGUUGAUCCCAAAAUGUUCAAAUGUCUCUGGAAACCUGACCUGUUCUUCGCUAACGAGAAGAGCGCCAACUUUCACGACGUUACCCAGGAGAACAUUCUUCUCUUCAUUUUCCGUAAUGGAGACGUCCUCAUCAGUAUGAGGUUGUCCGUCACCCUUUCUUGUCCUCUGGAUCUGACGUUGUUCCCUAUGGACACACAGAGGUGUAAAAUGCAACUUGAAAGCUUUGGCUACACCACAGACGACCUGCAAUUUAUGUGGCAGACAGGAGACCCAGUGCAAAUGGACGCCAUCGCUCUGCCACAGUUUGAUAUCAGACAGGAAGAUAUUGAUUAUGGGAACUGCACCAAAUUCUAUGCAGGAACAGGGUACUACACUUGUGUAGAGGUUAUCUUCACCCUGAGGCGACAGGUUGGCUUCUACAUGAUGGGUGUUUACGCCCCCACACUACUCAUCGUAGUCCUCUCCUGGCUGUCUUUCUGGAUCAACCCUGAUGCGAGUGCCGCCAGGGUCCCUUUGGGCAUUCUCUCGGUGCUCUCUCUGUCCUCUGAGUGCACCUCCUUGGCUUCAGAGCUGCCCAAAGUGUCCUACGUCAAGGCCAUUGACAUCUGGCUCAUCGCUUGCCUACUGUUUGGUUUUGCCUCGCUGGUGGAGUACGCAGUGGUUCAAGUGAUGCUCAACAGCCCGAAGCGCAUCGAGGCAGAGAAGGCCAAAAUAGCAUCCAAGGAGAAGGCUGCGGGAAAGAGCCCCGCUGCCAGGAACAACACGGUCAAUGGGACCGGAGGGACUCCGCUUCACGUCAGCACCUUGCAUGUGGCAGAAACUCGCUGUAAGAAGGUGUGUACCUCUAAAUCAGACCUGCGGACCAACGACUUCAGCAUUGUGGGCUCGCUCCCACGGGACUUUGAGCUGUCGAACUUUGACUGCUACGGGAAGCCCAUCGAUACCAGCUCUGGUCAUGGAAAAUCCCAGGCCAAGAACAACAAGAAACCUCCUCCUCCGAAACCAGUCAUCCCCUCUGCUGCCAAAAGAGUUGACCUGUACUCGCGAGCCCUCUUCCCUUUCUCCUUCCUCUUCUUUAAUGUGAUUUACUGGUCCAUAUACUUGUGAUUAUCUUCACGUCUUAUCUUGUAUUAUCAAUCCCCCACUUCACUCCCAUGAGUUCUUUCUUGAUCUGAUUAUAUUCAAAAAGUUUAAUUCCAAAGUGAAUGUUGAGAAUUGUGAAUCUUACCCAUGAUUGCUGAGAAGAAAACUAUGUAUUAUUAUUAUUAAUAAUAAUAUUAUUAUUAUAUUUAUCUUUACAUAAAAAUA
Molecule: messenger RNA, 1692 nt
Organism: Micropterus dolomieu (smallmouth bass)
Lineage: Eukaryota; Metazoa; Chordata; Actinopteri; Centrarchiformes; Centrarchidae
Gene: glrbb
Product: glycine receptor, beta b
Exons: 9
Coding region: 1-1491 (496 amino acids)
Biological process (GO): chemical synaptic transmission; signal transduction; regulation of membrane potential
Cellular component (GO): synapse; neuron projection; postsynaptic membrane
Molecular function (GO): extracellularly glycine-gated chloride channel activity; neurotransmitter receptor activity; transmembrane signaling receptor activity
Source: RefSeq, a predicted model, not a curated record